AUGUCUUGGAGGAAUCAAGGAAUCACAGGCUCGAACAACAUCCCGCUGGGGAAGCCGCGGCACUUCGGCGCCGAGGAGGAUGGUAUCCUCGAGGAACGCGAUCUUAAGCGUGGCCGCGAUCCCGAGCCUCGCAGCGAGGCCGAUGGCCCUCGUCGUCGAAAGAAGCGCAACCGAUGGGGCGACGCGUCGGAGAACAAGGCCGCUGGCCUUAUGGGGCUGCCGACAGCCAUUCUGUCGUCCAUGACGAGCGAGCAGCUCGAGGCCUAUACUCUGCAUCUUCGCAUUGAGGAAAUCAGCCAGAAGCUUCGCAUCGACGACGUCGUCCCCGCAGAUGGUGAUCGAUCCCCAUCACCACCUCCCCAGUACGACAACCAUGGUCGACGUAUCAACACUCGAGAGUACCGCUAUCGCAAGCGUCUCGAGGACGAACGCCAUAAGCUGGUUGAAAAGGCCAUGAAAACCAUCCCCAACUACCACCCGCCCCAGGACUACCGCAGGCCUACAAAAACCCAGGAGAAAGUCUACGUGCCUGUAAACGACUACCCGGAGAUUAACUUCAGUAUGAUUGCUAACCCUUUAACCCUAACCACUAACCCCCUUCGUCUUUCCUUCAACUUGAAGUACAAUCAGACUCUCGUUACUAUGCCGACAUGCGGUGUUUUAAGAGACUCUGGUUUCUUCCGUCGAUUGAUUCUCUCCCCCAAAGUUGGUUUACUCAUCGGACCCCGUGGUAACACACUAAAGAAAAUGGAGAAUGACUCUGGUGCCAAGAUUGCUAUUCGUGGCAAGGGCUCCGUGAAAGAGGGCAAGGGUCGCUCUGAUGCAGCUCACUCCAGUAACCAGGAGGAAGAUCUUCACUGUUUGAUCAUGGCAGAUACCGAAGAAAAAGUCAACAAGGCGAAGCAGCUCAUUCACAAUGUCAUUGAAACUGCGGCUUCGAUCCCCGAAGGCCAAAACGAGCUCAAGCGUAACCAGCUUCGAGAACUUGCAGCGCUCAACGGAACCCUUCGAGACGAUGAAAACCAGGCCUGUCAAAACUGUGGCAAGAUUGGCCAUCGUAAAUAUGACUGCCCUGAGCGACAAAACUUUACGGCAAGCAUCAUCUGCCGCGUUUGUGGUAAUGCCGGCCACAUGGCUAGGGAUUGUCCAGACCGCCAGCGAGGCGCCAAUUGGCGUAAUGAUGCGGGCGGUCGCCCUGCAGGUAGGAUCGGGGGAGGCGAUGCCGUCGACCGUGAAAUGGAGCAACUCAUGCAGGAACUUGGCGGCGGCUCGGGAGCUGCCCCUGCGCAAAUCGAAGCCGGCCCGAGCAGCAACAACUACAACGGGAACAGCGAAGCGAAGCCAUGGCAGAGAGGACCAACUGGUGGACCUGCACCCUGGAGAUCCCGUAACCAGGAUUCUAACGAAGGAGGCAGUGGGGGACCGGCACCUUGGGCUCGAGACCGCAAUCGCGGCCACGAUCACAGCAACGGCAACGGUCAUAGCAACAACCAUGGCGGUGGUGACAACAACUACUAUGGACACAACAAUUACGAGUCGUCUUCUUCUGGAGGAGCAGCCCCUUGGCAUCAGCAGCCUCAACACGGAGCCUCGCAACACCAGGCUCCUGGAAUGGGUGGGUAUCCCAACUACGCUGCGUACGGCGCAUACGGUGCUGCACCAGGUAUGGGCGCGCCUCCUGGUCUCCCUCAAGUUGGCGGCGCCGGUCUCUCGGCUCCUCCAGGUCUAGGCCCCUUGAAUGCCCUCAUCCAGCAAUAUGCAGGAUCUGCUCCGCCGCCUCCGCCGCCCUCAGGAGAUGCUCCGCCGCCUCCUCCAAGCGACCAACCCCCUCCGCCUCCGCCCCCAGGCGCGUAA
Molecule: messenger RNA, 1854 nt
Organism: Trichoderma gamsii
Lineage: Eukaryota; Fungi; Ascomycota; Sordariomycetes; Hypocreales; Hypocreaceae
Product: branchpoint-bridging protein
Exons: 5
Coding region: 1-1854 (617 amino acids)
Biological process (GO): regulation of mRNA splicing, via spliceosome
Cellular component (GO): nucleus
Molecular function (GO): mRNA binding; zinc ion binding
Source: RefSeq, a predicted model, not a curated record